AUGGCGUGCCUGGCGCCGCAGUUCAUGUGGGCGCCGUCUGCCGCCGCCCACGUGCCUUCCUCCUCCUCGUCCUACUCCAGGUGCUCCGCGCUCCGCGUCCACUGCGCCGUCACCUCCGCCGUUGUCGUCCAGGACCGCACCAACGGCAGCGCGGCGCAGCUGAGGCUCGCUUACGCGGCUCCGGCGAUUCAGAGAAACUUUGAGGCAACUCUGGCAUCAGAAGCACUUCUAAAUGAAGAGGCGGUCGUAGAAGCUUCAGCCGCAGAGGCAGUUGCUCUUGCCAGAGCAGCUGCUGAAGCUGCGCAAGAAGUUGUUCAGAUGGUACAAAAAAACAACCAUCAGCCUAUAAUUAGACAAAAAAAGGGUGUGGACAACUACUUGGCAAAUGAAAUCCUUCGCACAGAGAUGCAAUCGAGCAGUCCUGACAUGUAUGCUAAUAAUCCUUUGAUGGAGGAUUUGGAGUCUUAUGGUAUCAUGGCUUCUGAAGAUGAAUUAGAUGCUUAUGCACAGUACACUGAGAACAUAGCUGUGAAAUCUGCUCGUCAAUCUGAGAGGAGAGCUAGGAGAACUAGAGCAGCAAUAAAGGCUAGCACAACUCUCCGUGCUUCACAAAAGGCUGCAUCAUCCUCAAAGAAGAAGCGGUCCAAGGGUUCCUCAUCUAGUAUGAAUCCUUUAGGUUCCUUGUGGAAGAUGACUGGCAGGAGACUUCUUACAGCCAAGGAAGAGGUUGAGUUCUCAGAAGGUAUUCAGGAUCUUUUGAAGCUUGAGGCGAUCCAAGCUGAGCUUACAGAGUACAAUGGUGGCCAGCCAACCUUCUCGCAGUGGGCAACAGCAGCUGGAGUUGAUGAGAAAACUUUGCGGAAGUGCCUGAAUUAUGGUAUUUAUUGCAAGAACAGAAUGGUAACAUCUAAUGUGAGACUUGUAAUCUCUAUUGCCAGAGAGUUUGAAGGCCCUGGAAUGGACCUUUAUGAUCUUAUUCAGGAAGGAAUGCAGGGCCUUAUAAGGGGAGCUGAAAAAUUUGAUGCAUCAAAAGGUUUUAGGUUCUCUACAUAUUCUCACUGGUGGAUCAAGCAAGCAAUGCGUAAAUCUGUCUCGGAGCAAUCCCAAAUAUUUCGCUUGCCUGCUCACAUGGUUGAAGCAAGUUACCGUGUAAAGGAGUGCACAAAACGACUUCGCCGUAAGCUUAGAAGACGACCCACCAAUGAAGAAAUUGCACUGGACACUGGUAUGCCAAUUAAACGAGUUGAGGCAGCAGUAAACCUCCCCAAGUAUAGUGUAUCCCUUGAUAGUAAAAUUGGUUCCACCGACAUGACAUAUCAGGAGGUCACAGCUGAUCCCAGUGCUGAGACAGCUGAAGAAAUGCUCAACAGAAUGUCCAUGAAGAAGGAUGUACACAAGGCACUAGAUACUCUGACCACACGCGAGAAGCAAGUUAUUGUUCUGAGAUUUGGGCUCGAGGAUGAUCGGAUAAGAACCCUGCAGGAGAUUGGUAACAUCAUGGGUGUGAGCAGGGAGAGAAUUCGGCAAAUUGAAUCUGGCGCGUUUCGGAAACUAAGGAGCAAGAAGAGGGUGAAGGCUUUGAAGGAUUAUCUGGUGCCAGUGGGCAAUUGGUGA
This is a messenger RNA of Miscanthus lutarioriparius, 1614 nucleotides long. The record is from the annotation of a GenBank genome assembly. Lineage: Eukaryota; Viridiplantae; Streptophyta; Magnoliopsida; Poales; Poaceae.